This is a messenger RNA of Helobdella robusta, 957 nucleotides long. RefSeq lists its product as hypothetical. Lineage: Eukaryota; Metazoa; Annelida; Clitellata; Rhynchobdellida; Glossiphoniidae. The transcript has a single exon. The record is from RefSeq and is a predicted model, not a curated record. The coding region runs from base 1 to 957 and encodes 318 amino acids.
AUGGGACCGAACCUGAUGAACAGAAACGAACUGACCUCAUGGAAUUAUAUGAGCGCUGCAUUUUUCGACGAUGAUUGUUUGUCCCCGGAAUCUUGUGCUAAAGAUUCCCCCAUGCACGAGAGAAAAAUAAGCCUAAGCUCACCGCCAUCAUCUAGUCGAUACGGCAGAAGUUCCAGUGAUUCACCUAGACAUCAAGAAUUUCCACCAAACUCUCAAAUGGAUUCGAUGACCUCACCGUCGUAUUCUUUAUCACCAAUAUCACCGAAAUAUUACCCAACCUCACCGUCGGGUUCACCAUUAUCACCACCGGCUUACUCCCCUGCAUCGCAGUAUUGUUCUCCAACAUCAUCAACUUAUUUCCCGACAUCACCAUCAUACUCAUCAUCAUUACUAAGUUAUUUGCCAACAUUGCAAACAUUUUCACCAAGCUACAACCCAUCUAGCCCUGUUUACAGCCCAUAUAGUCCUCCUUACAUUCCAUCUACUUUUGGUUACAAACCAUUUAACUCUAAUUACAGUCCAUCCAGUUCUGGCUCUAAAUCAUUUAAUCCUGGUUACAAUCCAUUCAGCCCUGGUUACAGUUCAUCUAAAUUUGGUUACAAUCCAUCUAGCCCACGUUACCUUUCACCUUGCUUAAGUUACAGUUUAUCUAAUUCUGGUUACAAACCACCCAGUUCUGUUUGCAAUCCAUCAAAUCCUAGUUACAAUCCGUCUAGUCCUGGUUACAGCUUAUCCAGCCCUGAUUACAGUUCAUCUAAAUUUGGUUACAAUCAAUCGAGCCCUCGUUACAGGCUAUCUAACUCUAGUUACAGCUCAUCUAAUCUUGGUUACAAACCAACCAGUAAUGGUGACAAUCCAUCAAAUCCUAAUUACAAUCCAUUAAGUCCGGGUUACAGACCAUCUAGCCUCCGUUAUAGUCUCUCUAGCUCAUGUUACAAACCACCUAGUCUUGGUUGA